Messenger RNA from Penicillium taxi, 3525 nucleotides. RefSeq lists its product as uncharacterized. The record is from RefSeq and is a predicted model, not a curated record. NCBI's taxonomy places the organism in Eukaryota, Fungi, Ascomycota, Eurotiomycetes, Eurotiales, Aspergillaceae. The transcript is spliced from 4 exons. The coding region runs from base 1 to 3525 and encodes 1174 amino acids.
AUGCGUGCUCGCGUCCGCUCGUUUAUAUUUGGAGGCAAGAGUAAGGAUACCGGGAAAGAGCGCAAGUCGAACAAUGUCACACAAGUCGCCCCCGCCAGCGCCAGCGCCCCACGGUGGCAGACACCAAUACAAGAUACUCCCUCUCCAGCUUCGGAAUUGGAUCUGUCGACAGCGACAGAAAACCAAAGAGCCGGGGGAUCUGGAUUUGGAUCUCGACCCGCAUCAAUGAUAUUAUUCUCUAACAAUCCCCCUCUAAUGACCCACGCCGAGGGCACCCCACCGGAGUUAUCGCCGAUCUUCACUUAUCUCAAUAUCCACACCAACAAAGUCUAUCAAGAGGGCUAUUUUUUGAAGUUGAAUGAUCAGGAUUCUCAUGGGCGACCUUCGACUGAUCGGAGGUGGGCUGAAUGCUAUGCGCAACUGGUUGGAACUGUUCUUUCACUUUGGGACGCUGCUGCGCUGGACGCGGCUGGCGGAGAAGAGGUCCCAGCUACCUUUAUAAAUUUGACUGAUGCGUCUCUUAAAAUGCUGGAGACAUUACCAAUUAGGAAUGGGACUGCGGAACCGUUGAAGAACGUUCUCAGUUUAUCUUCCGCAGGAAAAAAUCGAUAUUUACUCCAUUUUAGUUCGUAUAGCGCAAUGGUCCAAUGGACCGCCGCAAUUCGCCUUGCAAUGUACGAACACACCUCGUUGUAUGAAGCGUAUACUGGUUCCUUGAUUGCCGCCAAAGGCAAGAGCAUCAAUGGAAUCCAGUCAAUUCUUGCACCCAUUAGGUACAAACAUGAGGAUUGGGCUCGUGUGCGCUUCGGCGCAGGGACUCCGUGGAAGCGCUGCUGGUUUGUGAUAAGUCCGCCAGAUGAGAAGGAGGUUCAGAAGGCAAAGAAGCUCAUGAAAAAGUCUGCGUAUGAUCGCCUUUCCAUUCCGGUCACGGGCACUAUCAAAUUUUACGAGACGAGGAAGACAAAGAAGGUAACGCCAAUUGCAACCGUUACCCAGGUCUACUCUGCAUAUGCAAUUUACCCGCAAGCUAAGGCCUUGAUCGAUCAAUCUACCUUGGUUAAGCUAGAAGGCCGAAUCACCAUGAACUCAACCCCUCAUACUGCCACUGAGGGCUUUGUGUUUGUCAUGCCCGAGCUGCACAAUGCGGUUUCUGGCUUUGAGAUGAUGCUUCGAUUCCUCUUCCCAGUCUUUGAUACUUUCAACCUUUACGGUCGUCCUACCCGUCUCGUGGCCGAUACAAACCACAUCAAGAGCAUCAUGUUCGCUUUCCCUAAGCAACGUCGCUACGGUUAUCUGGAAGUGCUGGACAUUGCUGCUCUCCUUCAAACUCCCGGUAGCCAGCGGUGGAGCGAAGCUGAGUGGCGGAACCAACUAAAGGAUGCAACACAGAAACGCAUGUCUGCGGGCUUCAGUCGAACUAGUAGUGUUGCGAGCAGCCAGCAGCAGUAUCGUUCUAGCGUUCCAGCAGAUGCCUCUCGCCGCCACUUUGCUAGCAAGCCUGCUUUCAAUCAAUCGGCCGAAGCAGUCAUUCAGGAGGUCCCUAGAAACGAGCCUCCAACUGAUCAUUCUCGCCCCAUGUCGGAUGAUGUUGUCGUGCAGCAUGGAGGAUCAGAGAGCGCGCGUGCUGCAUCGCCGACUCCCAGGGAUUUGAUGCGCAAUGAUGAAAACUCUGAAGCUGGGCAGGUCGAUGUGAAUGGUGACCAGCUUCCCCCGCGCACACCUCCCUUCUCAGUCGUGAAACCGCCUGAGUUCUCCUAUGGAUCCAAGGAGGUGCCGUUGAACCGCCCGGAGGUAAGCUCCGAGCAGAGAAGUGCUCUUAACCGGAUGUCUCUUGGAACUCUCGAUCAAUUGGUCGCUGUUAGGCAGAUGGGCAUGUCUGAUUCAGCUGUUGCAUUCCACGAUCAGAAAUCUGACCCAAGCAUCGACCAGCGAUUUGAAAAUCGUGCCCCCAGCAACAACUCUUCACCCAAACGUGCCGCUUAUAAGAACUCGCCGCUUGUACACGCAUCCAGCGACGAGUCCAUUGAUCUUGCAGUUGCGAUGAGUCAGUCGCAGGCUGUGUUGCAGCGGUUUGAGGCUUCGUCACCUCAGCAAGAUCUUGGUGGCUCUUCUUCUAUCAAGCGAAAGCCUCUUCCCCAAAGACAGCUUUUCCACGAUGAAGGCCCUCUUUCGCCAGGAGAGCCAAGCUUCGAUGAUCUUCGUCACACCGUCGACGAAGCGGCGCUGGACCGAAUUGCCCCUCGCUUCCAGUCUCCUGUAUCCCCUGAGAUGUACGAGGCGGAGAGUAAUUACGACGACGCCGCAUCCAAUGUCACUCCUGAUUACGCAAGUACUCAUGAAUCAGUCUACAGCAGGAAGUCUGUGAAAUCGGUUACAAAGCCACGCAUGGGCAUCAUGAAGACUGUGGGCCAAAUUCCUAACCAGGAUCUUGUCAUUGGUGAUGCUAUUUACUCAACUGACAAGCCCCCUGAGACCAACUCGGAUAUUCCUAUGGUUGACUUUGGACCGACUUUGACGUAUAUGCCUACUACCGGGCGCCCAAGUACAGGGGAUGCAUUGAAAAAGGCAUCGCACCAACGCAAGGAAUCAAUGCCGCUCAACCCGCGAGCACAUAGCCGGUCUCCUAGUCAGGAUGAAUUCCGGCGGAACAUGCUGUGGAAGCCCUUGAUGGGCUCCAGUCGUCCUGCCACCCCGGGUGCAACCCUUACUGCCGAGGAAUUUGUCCAGCAGCGAGCAGCGCCUAGUCCGCCCGUCCUCAUGCCUCAUACCAGAAAUGUAUCCACAUCCACCUUCACCCCGGCAACACAGCGACCAGUGUCAGGAGAUUGGACUCAGAUGGCUAUCCCUAGGCGACCGGUGUCAGGAGAUUGGACUCAGAUGGCUCGCCCUAGAUCUCGUAUGAACAGUCUCCAGGAUGGACCUAUCAACCGUCCCUCAUCGCGUGGUACAAGUACAAUGCUCAACUACAACGACUCCUCAACCCAACUCUCUGCCCGUGAACAGCAGUAUGUUGCACGAAUGACUGGCUCGUCGUUCUUCAACAUUCAAGGCGACAAGAAGAAGGCGCAGGCAGAGGAAUCUGGUCAGCAAGGACUUGUCUCGGCAAUCGGCGCUCGUGAACGUGAAAAACGUGAAUUCAAGGAGGGCAUGUCGAACCAUCUGGUCCAGCAUGCAAUUGCCCAGCGACAAAGUGUAUUGAUCCAGCAACAGCAGCAGCAGCAGCACCAACAGGAACAGCAGCGGCAGCAGCAACAGCAAUUUGCGUCUCCGUAUGGGGCCAGCUCCAAUUCAGUAUACCAACUUCCUCAACCUCAUGGUCACUCCCGUCAGCAAUCUAUGUACACCAUCCCGACAGCUAGCCACACUUUGGAUGCUCUUCAUCAACCGAUUCGCCCGAAUGAGCCUCGCCGUCAGUCCUGGUACGGUCAACUUGCUCCAGCUUCGCAAACACCACCACCGCAAGCUUACCAGCAACAACACUACCCCCAGCAGGGUUACUCCAGCCACCUUACCAUGAAUUUCUAA